Purpureocillium takamizusanense is the source of this 5651-nucleotide messenger RNA. RefSeq names its product RNA polymerase II mediator complex subunit (gene SRB8). Lineage: Eukaryota; Fungi; Ascomycota; Sordariomycetes; Hypocreales; Ophiocordycipitaceae. The coding region runs from base 521 to 5122 and encodes 1533 amino acids. Gene Ontology annotation, cellular component: mediator complex. Gene Ontology annotation, biological process: regulation of transcription by RNA polymerase II. Gene Ontology annotation, molecular function: transcription coregulator activity. The transcript has 3 exons. The record is from RefSeq and is a predicted model, not a curated record.
CCUCCCCUCCCCUUCCCAAUCCCCAGCUUCCCAACCCGUCUUGGUGGUGCUUUGGGAGGUCAAGAAAAGUAGGGUCCCGCUGUCACUCCCACCACCCCCCCGACCCGACACCCAAUUCAGGAAUCCGCGCCAGUGCCCUUUGCCUACCACCUGGCUCCAGCACGGCGAACCUCCGCCCAUCAUCGCGUUUCCGACGCUGCCCAGCUCCCUCGACCGACUCCCCGACGACAUCAACGUACCGCCAUCAUCGCCCAUUUGCAAUCUCGUAUCGAGUCCUGUCGCACGCGACCUGUCGCAACCGUUUCGAAGACCCGAAUCGCGCCCCUCCCUGCGACUGGAGCCGUGCGCCCGCAACCACCCGACCACGUCCGCCGGAACCAGACGAAGCCGCCGUCGUUCGUCCUCAGGCCGCGGUUUCCGAACGACGACCUGAGCCCGCCUGGCCGCCGCGCAGUCCCCCAAAAGACAAACUUGAGACGGUGGCACACAGCGGGAUGGCUAACCGUCGCCCGUUCAAACUAUGACCUCGAGGCCCCAAAUGGGCGCACCGCCGCGACAAUCUCAACGGGCGGCGCUAGGCUCGACGCUGCCCGUUCAACGCCCUCCGCACCACCAGCGCUCCCUGUCGCAGCAGUACCUCUCCUCCACAUCCACGUCCCCGAGCCGCAAGGACAAUCAGCCUGGGCCAGAAACGACCAGCGAAGCCUCCGACUCCGGCCAGCCUCGCCAUCAUGCUUCCACUCCGAGACGAGGAGGCUCCAAGCUGCGACUUGAGCUAUCCAACGAGCCGAGCGUAGGUUCAACAUCGGCCAUGGGGUCGCCGCAGGCCUUCACGCCGUCGCGCAUGAUGCCCAUAUCCGACGCGAUGGAAAUCGACACCAUGAGCCCCGCCUUGUCCCGGACCUCCCAACAAGACCCCGAUAAUGGACCUGUCCCCAUGCCGAAGCGACGUCCGCAGGCCUCACAACUUCCGAUAACGACACCGCGCACACAAAAUCCUGCACCAGUACAAGCAAAGAAAGACGUCCGACCGAAACCGUACACCAUCGAAGUUCCGAGUGAUGCACCUCGACUUGCAUCGACUAGCAGACAGGAUUCUGUCAGCAGCGAUCUCUUCAGCAAGGGCCUCUUCUCCGGCCACGCCGAUUUCUUUCCUUGGACCGGCAACCACUACGAAGACAAGUGGAGCCCCGAGGCAAUCCAAAAAGGCACAUGGGACAAGGGAAGCCAGAACGAGGCAUCGUCAGCCCGGCUUGCCGUUUUACCGGCGCUGAAGCAGAAGAGUGGCUUGAUCGCCCUAUCCACCAUAUUCAUGGGCGUGCUCAACCAAAGAAGACAUCGUGGCCAAGUCACCGCUCCGUCAACAUUUAAACCACCGCCCCGUGUCACGCUGACCGACACGAAACGAGAAGUGUGGCUCAAAGACCUUGCCAACUCAACCAUUUCCUUGCGGCGGCUUAGCCGAACCAUCCCACACGGUAUCCGGGGACGAACGCUCCUGGAUCAGUGCUUGAACAAAGCGGUACCCACCGAACGCGCAGUCUGGCUUGCCAAAUGUGUCGGCGCCAACGAGAUCAGGGCCUUCAAGCGCAAGGGCGCUGGCGGUGGACUGGUCUUGGGCGGCGAGUGGAAAUGGGUGCGAGACUGGACAGUGUUCGUGGAGCAGUUUGUUGAGGCAACCAUAUCAGCGUUCGGUGAUCCGGACUGGAAAGCCAGAGUGACCUAUGCUAUUCGUCUUGCUACGAAUCUAUACUCGGAACACUUGUUGGAUCGAGACCAUUACUUGGACUGGAUCAUGUCUGGACUGGAGAACAGUCCUCAGUCGAGGCUACCCAUGUGGAUCUUGGUCGCAAAAUUGACCUGGACAGACUUACUCCGGUCACGCAAAUAUGGCCGUAGGCUCGUCUUUGCCUUGCUGGGUCACCUACACAAUAUUCAAAAUGACGUCGAUGGCGACAUACUCAUACAACUAUCAAGCCAAUUAUCCAACCUGCUAAGGACGCUACUCAUGACCUAUCCUGAAAGCUUCGUCGCACCACAGUACUGGGCGAGAUAUCGAGAUGUGUUGAAAGCAGCCUUCAACGUUGACGACACCGCCUGUCAGAGGGCUUACCACAGCGUGAACGCGCGCAAUGCACAACUCACAGUUGCGAACACAUCGUCUCCAGCGGGGCGCCAGUAUCUUGUCCAACUCUUGGACUCGAGCCUGCAGGGUCACCACGACCCGGACUUGGCAAAUAAGUGCUGGGCUACCAGUGAAAACAAGUCGGACACAAUCAAGACGGUCAUUGAAUGGGGCACAUCUCUGCACCGGACUGGCCCGGUCAAGGUCUAUGUGGCCGCGAAGCUCAUAAGGUCAUGGAGUUCUUUCCACAUCAACCCCACAACGGCGGUGCUAGACCUCUUGGGCGAGGUAGCCCAAGGAGACAAGCUACGCAGCAGGGCCAUCUUCAAUCUCGUCGCCGAGCUCGUCCGAUCAGAGGUCUUUUCUGUCCCGCAGUACAUUCAAUGGCUGAUCGGGCGUGGCGGGCUGCAUGAAGCUGCAGACAUUGACCCCGAUAACAGUCCUUGUGCUUCCAGGCUGCUCAUCGAACUCCCGCUUCACUGCAUGUCCGAGGCACAAAAGGCUCAGAGGAGCAACCUGCUUCGGCGGGCCGGCCACUAUUCGACCGUGGAGGAAGCAAAAGACAUUGAAAACGCCUUGAAGUGCAUUGACGAUAGUCUGGGCUUAUCACCUCAUCUUGGCGUUCCGGGUGCGCAACCGAGGCAGGUUCCGAUGCGCAAGCUGCUACGCAUGGUCUCCAGUAGCAGCAAAGCGGUACAGACAUCUAUUGGCGCACACCUCCGGGACGUAUUCAGCGUGGAGCUCCUCGGCAAGCUCGACUCACUCAUUGCAUCGUCCAUGUUCGGAUCAGUACGCCUAAUGCUGGAAACAAUCGAGGAUUACUCGAUGCUGUCGCAGGUCUUGAAGGCCUGCUCUACCAUGCAGGAUCCUGACCUGCUGGCUGCUUCCGCUGAUACCCUUCAGUCUCACCUUGAAAUUUUCACUUGCCUGGACUCGGCCGAUUAUCUAUUUAAUAAUCUCCUUGAUCGCUACAGGGCGAUCACGCGCGACCAAGGAACGGUUACGCGGUCGUUGUUGGCGGCGCUGGCGGGCUUGGCCCAGAGGCUUCCUCAGCGCGAGGAACUUGCGAAGCAAUUACACCGGGAGCUCGUGCAGAGCGACAGAAGCAAUGCGCUCGAUGCUUGUUCUCCCGUCUCGGACAACAUGGCCAUGCAAGCGAUGACUACCGAUGGCGAGGUUUCGGAUCAGAUCGACAAGCUAUUGGCAAGCGGCAAUACCAUAGAUCACCCCACCAUGAACAGGCUGUUCCGAAACAUCAUACCUAAACUCGAAUCUGGAUGGGCGAAAGAGGACGAGAGUCGUAGAAUAUUCGGCUCACUUCUCACUAGACUUCGCAUUUUCGAUGCCCAACACUUCGACAAGCUCAUGGCAGAUUGGGUGAGCCACAGCCGCACCCUCAAGGCGAGGCCGAAACUCUUGUUACUGUUCCCACUCUUGGCAAGUCUCGGAUGUCUACCGAUGACUUCGAUGCUUCACACAGCAAAUGCCGGCCCUCCGUCGAUGGACGAGACAAGUCUGGGGCCCAAUAAGUCACCACCGUCCUCGGCGGUAUACCAAGGGGAGCUCCUGCAGCUACUGGUAAUGCCACUGCCGAAGAGUGCGCCAAUCGACAACGAUGAGAAGUAUCGAUACCACCUCCAACAGAAGGUGACGAGGUCAGAACAUCCAAAGGCGCUUGUCACCCUCAUCCGGAACGCGCUCAUCGAGUACUCGAUGUUGCGAGACAAAGGUGUGCAAAGUAUGCUAUUGGACGAUGCAGCCUUUCAAACAUACGCCCUUGAAACUCUUCGCUACCUCGUCGUGGCCGAUACAACAGCGGUGGCGAACGCGCUCAAUAUCGGCACCUUGCCCGCUGGAGCGAGCGUCAUUGUCAACAAAAUUGUCACUAAGCUGCUUUUUCCUGGCAGCGAUGGGAGCGAACAAGCAUCUUUCGAUAAGAUCCUUGGUCUCGCAAACGAGCUUACGAUGCCGUUCUGCCAGCUGAAGCUCAAUCUGGAUCUUGCGGCAUCGCAUCUCGGGUCAGGAGAACAGGAAGACCAGAGCGUAUCCCAGUUCGACUCUUUUGCGAAGGCGAUGGAUCGAGCCAUCGAAGCUAGGAACAUCAUGUGGACCAGCAUGCUGCCUUGCUUGAGCCAAGACAUUACUCGCAAUUUGAGCAGCCAGGCACACUCUCGAUUUUUGGAUCUCAUCCCAUCGCUGAAGUCGGUACAUUCUGAGGACGAUGCAGCCAGCGAGCAUCGCAUACACCUUGCCGAAAACCUCCUGGGCGUGAUUCAAGCCAUCAUUGCUGGCCUACCACCUCCGAAGGCUGGCCAGCUCUCUCCAGGGCUAGUUGAAAAGCUCACCGACUUGUGGGAGAUCCUGGCGACCAGAGACGAGGCGCUCGAGCCGGCCCGUAAACAAGUCUUGAGACACUGGCUGCCCGCACUUCUGAGGUUCAUUACUGUACAUAGCAUCUCGGCUGAGUCCAUGGCGAACCCCAAUUCGAGCCAGCCCAGCACGGUCAACAGGGCUAUUGUUUCUCCAAGUCAGGAGGCGAGGGCGCGGAUUUGUGUCGCCCUCUGUGGUAUACUUCUCGAGCUGGAUUCCCGACCGGAGACCGCGCAGAGCACGCUGCUUCUGGAGAUAUCGGAUAUCGCAGCCAUUUUAGUGGACGGCCUCCCAGACGAUUUACGGACUCAAUGUGCGAAGGCGGCCCUGUUCCUUCCCGGCACUGCUUCAAGUACAAACACGACAUCCGAUCCACGCAUGUACUACUUAUUUAGCGUGCCUCAACCGACGUGGGCGGACAACCUCCGACUUGCGCAUAGGGACAAGGCAUCUCUCCCUCACAGCGCAGCUGCCAGAGGCAUGGGAGCCAUGUACGGCACCGUGCAGGAGCGCUUAACCCCCUUUGUGCUUCGGCGGUGGGAAAUUCUCAGCGAACCAACGCCCAAUGUCGGGGAGAACGACACAAGCUUGAGUUUAGGCUUGUUCGAAGCCAUUAAGACGCAGUGAUGACUGCCAGCACGAAGAUGAAGCGCAUUUGAUAUGAGGCUUGUAUCACUGUCCACGCUGUUCCGAUACGCCAUUUGUUUUUGUCCAAGGCGUCCCCGGGAGACGCAUCGCACUUUUAUCUGUUCUCUAGCACACCUCCUUGAGGUCUUUACCUUUUUAUUUCAAUUUCCCCCUGUUUUGCAUUUAUCCAUCCGAUGGGGAACGAGGAGAAAUCGCUCACACGACGUUAUGAUCAGCACACUGGAGCAGAAGGAGGAAAGCCGCCGUAUUGCAGCCGGCGCAACCAUGCGGCCAAGGUUGAGUAUGAGUGGUUUCUUGCAGAGCCCGCCCUCCGGGGAAGGACUUGUUUAGCUAUCUUUUUUUUUUUUUUUUUUCUUUUUUUUUGCAUGGCGAUGGUGUGGAGUUGUUUUUGUUGCUGUGUUCCGCCUUCUGCCCCGCCCCGACUUGGACCUGGGCCCUUUGUCGUGCCGGAUGGUGGCAACUUGCAUGUGGCGAGGUACAUUAAAGCCGAUGGUGGACGGGCGGUGGG